AUGUGGAGGAGUUUACCAACAAGCCAGAGGAUAUUGGGGGGGGUAGACCCUAAGAUCAUCUCGCACAAGUUAAACGUGGAUGCGAAAUGCAAACCUGUCAAGCAAAAGAAAAGAACUUUCUCUCUGGAGAAACAGAUUGCUAUCCGAGAUGAAGUGGAGAAGCUCUCGAAAGCCGGGUUUAUCAGGAAAGUAGACUACCCUGAAUGGCUGGCUAAUGUAGUCUUGAUCAAGAAGUCCAACGCUGAACCCGGAAAAGUGCGUUUUCGCAGUACGCUCGGGGAAAUUUCUAGGGCAUCUCAUCUCGGAGAAAGGCAUCGAGGCGAACCCGGAGAAAAUCGAGGCAGUAAUGAGCAUGAAAGCACCCAGCUCGGUGAAGGAAAGGAGUGUAACACAGCUUUUGAAGAGCUGAAAGUUUACCUCAGCACACCCCCGGUGCUAGGUAGACCUGAGCCUGGGGAAAUCUUGUACUUGUAUCUCUCGGUGAAUGACGAGACAGCAGCGGCAGUCCUGGUGAAGGAGGAUAAGGGUCUGCAAACCCCAGUUUACUAUCUCAGCAGGGUCUUGAAAGGCCCGGAGGUGGCGGCGGAAAAGCUAAGGAGAUAUUUCGAGGCUCACAUCAUUGUAGUACAUUUCAUAGCUGAGACCACUGCAAGCGACCAACCUGAAGAACCUGAUGAACAACUUCUACGGCGGGUCUUAGAAGUCGACGGGGCAUCAAAUCUGGAUGGAUCUGGGGCAGGCGUAGUCUUGAAAGGCCCUCACGGAGUCACACUCCGAAGCUCGGUAAAAUUCGAUUUCCCGGCAUCCAACAAUGCCGCGGAGUAUGAGGCUCUGUUGAUCGGAUUGAGAAUGGUAAACGUGGUCAAGGCCGAGCACGUAACAAUAAGGAGUGAUUCUCAGUUAGUCGUUUGUCAAACUCUGGCAACAGUGAACGAAAAGAUACCAGGAGUCCAUUUCUCUGUUCAAAAGCAUUCCAGUAUUGACAACUAUGAAACCAUUUUUCUAACUCAGCCUUUGGAAAACUGGAUGCAAGGUAUAGCCCACUACCUGAUGGAUGGAACUCUGCCAGAAAACAGAGAUAAAGCCUACAAAAUCUUGCGACAAGCUCCGUACUACGCGUUCCUCGACGGAGUCUUGUACAGAAAGUCAUUCACCCACCCGUGGUCGAGAUGCUUGACAGCUGAGGAAGGAGAGUAUGUGUUGAGAGAGAUACAUGAGGGUAUCUGCGGGGCACACAUAGCUCCUCGCAUGUUGGCCAAGAAAGCAGUGUUGCAGGGCUACUACUGGCCCCUGAUGGUUAAGCAAGCAGAGGAGAUAGUAAAGAAGUGUGAAAACUGCCAGAGACACCAGAAUAUCCGACAUGCUCCUACUACAGAGCAGUGUCCUAUUACCAGUCCUUGGCCAUUUACAACGUGGGGAAUUGACAUCCUGGGGCCUUUCACGCCAACCACGGGGCAGAAAAAGUUCUUGAUAGUGGCAGUAGAUCACUUUACUAAGUGGCUCGAGGUAGAGGCAGUGAGCACCAUCACAGAAGCUCGGAUCCGGGAUUUCUUCUGGAGGCAAAUUGUGUGUCGUUUCGGUAUACCCAGAGCGUUGGUAACUGAUAACGGAAAGCAGUUCAACUGCCGAGCCUUCAAGGAAUUUUGCAACGACUUGCACAUUGACCUGCGCUUCACGUCAGUAGUUCACCCGCAGAGCAAUGGGAUGACUGAAGUAACCAACCGGACGAUCCUAAAAGGGCUCAAGGCCAGGCUAGGGGAGUUCGAUAGACAGUGGCUGGAAGAGCUACCGAAGGAACCUAUCCUAGCAUUUUUUAUCCUAAGUCUGAGUCAAGAACCCAUACAUGAAAACGACAAGAAAAAGUUCACACUACUGGAACCAGCUCGGAAACUAAACUAA
Messenger RNA from Mercurialis annua (annual mercury), 1899 nucleotides. RefSeq lists its product as uncharacterized. Gene Ontology annotation, molecular function: nucleic acid binding; RNA-DNA hybrid ribonuclease activity. The transcript has 7 exons. The record is from RefSeq and is a predicted model, not a curated record. Bases 1 to 1899 code for a protein of 632 amino acids. Lineage: Eukaryota; Viridiplantae; Streptophyta; Magnoliopsida; Malpighiales; Euphorbiaceae. Gene Ontology annotation, biological process: DNA integration.